AUGACGCGCGGAGCUGUAGUCAGUUUGUCGCACGGCGGAGGCCCAAUGCCGGUCCUGGGUGACCCAAUGCAUGCCAGCAUCGUCAAGUCGCUCAAGAAACGGGUGCCCGAGAUACUCAAGCUGGGAACACCAGAGGCGCCGAGGGCCAUUGUCGUUGUCACAGCUCACUGGUCCGAGGCUCAACCAACGAUCUCAUCCGGCGGCGCACACUCUCUUUACUACGAUUACGGCGGAUUCCCAAAGGAGACUUACCAACUCAAAUAUCCCGCACCAGGGUCGCCAGAGGUUGCAGGCGCGGUCAAGAAGGCACUCGAGGAUGUCGGCUUGAAGCCCGUCCUGAACGAGAAGCGAGGCUGGGAUCACGGGGUCUUUAUCCCGUUCAUGCUCAUCAACCCGGCUGCAGAUGUCCCCAUCGUGCAGCUGUCGGUACUGCGGAGUGAGGACCCGGAGGAGCAUAUUCGUAUGGGCCGGGCGCUGUCCACCCUGCGCGACUCCAACGUGGCCAUCGUUGGCUCCGGGUUUGCAUCAUUGCACAACUUUGCGUUGAUGAGGCCGCUGAUGAUGGGGGACUCGUCAGCCAUCAAAGAGGUCAAAGCCGUGACGAGCGCGUUCAACAAGGUAUUGACGGAUGCUGUGUUGGAACAGGACUCGCAGGAGAGGGAGAAGAGGUUGGUGGAAUGGAGGCAAUUUCCGAAAGCGUACGAUAUUCAUCCAAGGUACGGGGCCGAGCACUUCAUGCCGCUGCUUGUAUGUGCUGGUGCAGGAGGGGACGAGAAGGGCGGAGCGUAUAAGGAUGAUUUUGGAGGGGCAGAUAUCUGGUCGUACUACUGGUCAUGA
This is a messenger RNA of Diaporthe amygdali, 837 nucleotides long. RefSeq lists its product as uncharacterized. The transcript is spliced from 2 exons. Bases 1 to 837 code for a protein of 278 amino acids. The record is from RefSeq and is a predicted model, not a curated record. Lineage: Eukaryota; Fungi; Ascomycota; Sordariomycetes; Diaporthales; Diaporthaceae. Gene Ontology annotation, molecular function: zinc ion binding; oxidoreductase activity, acting on single donors with incorporation of molecular oxygen; ferrous iron binding.